Molecule: messenger RNA, 1620 nt
Organism: Ornithodoros turicata
Lineage: Eukaryota; Metazoa; Arthropoda; Arachnida; Ixodida; Argasidae
Product: prolyl 4-hydroxylase subunit alpha-2-like
Exons: 2
Coding region: 50-1594 (514 amino acids)
Biological process (GO): peptidyl-proline hydroxylation to 4-hydroxy-L-proline
Cellular component (GO): endoplasmic reticulum
Molecular function (GO): iron ion binding; protein binding; L-ascorbic acid binding
Source: RefSeq, a predicted model, not a curated record
AAUCACCAAUAUUUCAUCAUCAUCCAUCAUUUCUUGCCACAUUUCCAGCAUGGCGAGCGCUCUCACACAAUCAUUCGCGGUACUUUUCUUAUGCCUCUUCACGCAAGAAUCGCGCACGGAGCUGUUUACCGCCAUCGUGCACCUCGAACCUCUUCUCGCGGCCGAUAAUUCCAUCGCCAUGAUCAUCCGACGUUAUCUCGAUGCCGAAUAUACCCGGCUCGCUCGUCUCGAAUCAUACUAUGCUGAAUUAGCCCUACUAGAAUCCCUCCACGACACCGGCGGCCGCACUGACUUUAUGGUCAUCAGCCGGCUUUCCUGGACUUGGCUUCGAAACACGAACGCCACCACAGAGGAAACCAAGGUCAAUGCGGACGUCAUCAAGGUUAGGGACAGCCUUCCAAUGCCGACCGAGGAAGACCUUGACGGAGCAGCCGUGGGACUUUGCCGCUUGCUGACCACAUACAAACUGACCGUUCAGCAACUAGUUGAUCUAAGAACGCCAGGGGUCAGGAUGCCGUCAGUCACCGAGUUCUUGGAGGUAGCGGAGCGUUGCUUUGCCGAUUAUGACCCUAGGAAUGCAGCCUUGUGGUUCCAACAGGCACUGGAAGCCUACGACAAAAAGAAUGAACUCUUUGGCUUUUACAUCGACCGCGGGGACAUAGUGAAAGACAUGGCUGAGGCAUUAUUCACCGCAGGUGCGCCGCAUACAGCGUUGCAAGCCGUUAAUGAGCAGUUAAGGAGGACGCCAGAUGACGAAGACUUGCUGAGAAUGCGAGACAAGUGUGAGAAGGAACUGCGAAAAGAAACAUUUUGUAGUCCCAGUUCUGGCGAUGAUGACUCAUUUUACAAGUUGUGCCUUCGAAGUGAAAGGCAAUCCUCUCCGAAAUUUUAUUGCAAGACCACAACAAAUAAUGGGCAAGCCUGGUUGCUUCUCCAACCUCUUAGGAUGGAAAUUAUAAGCGUUGAGCCGAGAAUCCUUGUAUUUCACGACUUCCUGAAUCCAGAAGAAUGCCGAACCCUUCGAGAUUUGGCGCGACCGAGAUUGUUCCGCGCACAUGUGUAUAAAGGGGUAAACAUGAGCCACUUCAGCGGUCGCAUUGGGAAGGUAUCCUGGUUUAAGGACUGCGAACACCAGGUCAUUCGACGCACUCUUCGCCGAAUUACCGCAGUUACGGGGUUGUCGCUUGACUCGGCUGAACAACUACAAAUCCUCAACUACGGAGUAGGCGGUCACUACGUAUCUCAUUACGACUUUAAACAGAAAGGCCAAAUGGAGGACGAUAGAUACAAGAGGGAUGGGAAUCGUCUGGCAACUUGGCUCAUCUAUCUUUCUGACGUCACCCUCGGAGGCGCCACUGUUUUCACAAGGUCGCGUCUAACUGUGGAGCCAAAAGAAGGGAAGGCAGUCUUCUGGUACAACCUUGUGCCUGAUCCAGAAAAUGCGACGGACGUCGGAAGAUGGGGGGAGGUCCGUACCGGAGACAUGAGACUGGAGCACGGGGCUUGCCCGGUUCUUCGGGGCUCCAAGUGGAUCGCCACCAAGUGGUUUCAUGAGCGUGCUCAAGCACGGCUGUAUUAUGAUCGCCCGGAUUAAUAAUGGAUUAUUAUGUUGUGCUCUGA